UAUUUUAUCUUGUCGAGAAAAGUUGAUUUCUUUUUCAACAGAAAACUGAAAGCUAUGCAUGAAAUAAUUCUUUAUUGGAUAGUAUCGUUGAGAAAUACUAUGAUAUGGAUAGGUUUAGGUAUUCGUAACGUUAUGGGUCUAUAAAACUUUAAAGCUUUCCCUAAGAAUUCUCAACAUUUUCUUGAACAAACACAUCAUUUUCUCAAAAUUUCUUUUCUUUUUGUGAUUAAUUUGUGGCUUUGAUUGCGCUCUGCAACUUGGUUGAAGUAAAAGUUUGAUUUUUUGGUUGCGUUGGAGUCUUGCUCAAGGUAUGAUUAUGGAAAGAGGCUCAUCGAAAUCGAACCUAGACAGCUUUCUUGAUCGCACAACGCCUGUAGUCCCAUCUCAAUUUUUACCCAAGAGUGAGAUCAUGAAGCUUAAUAGUCUUUGGCAUCCAUGGGAGAAAGAAAAUGUGGAAUAUUUUAUGUUGAGUGAUCUCUGGAAUUGUUAUGAUGAAUGGAGUGCUUAUGGCGCCGGAGUCCCAAUUAGUUUGGAUAGUGGAGAAAACCUUGUCCAGUACUAUGUCCCUUAUCUCUCGGCAAUUCAGAUUCUUACCAGCAAUCCAUCUUUGAACUCUUUAAGGGAUGAUGCUGAUUCCGCUAGUGAAACGAGGGACUCUUUUAGCGACUCAUUCAGUGAUGAGAGUGAGAGUGAAAAACUGUCGAGAUGGGAUGGUUGUUCCUCUGAGGAGGGCUUUGAACAAGAACUUCUUUGGCAUCAGAAUAAUAGAUUAGGGAACCUUUAUCUCCAACACUUUGAGCGUUCAACUCCUUAUGGAAGGGUUCCUCUCAUGGAUAAGAUAACUGAAUUAGCGGAAAGAUACCCCGGAUUAAUGUCCUUAAGGAGUGUGGAUCUCUCACCAGCAAGUUGGCUCGCAGUGGCAUGGUACCCAAUUUAUCAUAUUCCCAUGGGGAGAACCAUAAAGGAUUUGUCCACAUGUUUCCUCACGUAUCACACCCUCUCAUCUUCAUUUCAAGAUUUGGAUAUUGAAGAUGAAAUACAGAGUACCAAAACGAAGCGAAAAAAUGUAAGAGGCAUCUCUCUAGCUCCUUUUGGGGCAGUGACUUAUAAGAUGCAAGGAAAUGUGUGGGUCUCCGACAAGAGUAGCCGUGAUCAAGAUAAGCUGAACUCACUUGGGAGUGUUGCAGAUUCUUGGCUUAAACAAUUAAGGGUACAACACCAUGACUUCAACUUUUUCAAUGGGAUCCGCCAUGCCUGAUGGCUUGGUAAAACCUUUUGGAUUGAACAGCAAGAUGCUGACUGGCUUGUAUAACCCUCAAUCUUGUUUAUCGUUGUUUGGAUUAGAGAAUUGUAUAUUUCGGCACUUUCUCUUUGUUAGGUUUUACCGUUUAGAGUUGAAAUUAGUAUUUUGAUCGUCUAUGGUUGGGAAUGUAUAAGCCUAAAGCUCACGGGAAUGUUUCACUGGCCUUUGUAUAAAUGUUGCGUUUUGUAGAAAGAGAGGAUCGACUAGGUAAGAAAUUUCUAUCAUGGUUUCUGUAUUUAUUGCUGUAAAUAAAACAAUUUUACACUUA
Molecule: messenger RNA, 1571 nt
Organism: Daucus carota subsp. sativus
Lineage: Eukaryota; Viridiplantae; Streptophyta; Magnoliopsida; Apiales; Apiaceae
Exons: 7
Coding region: 311-1258 (315 amino acids)
Source: RefSeq, a predicted model, not a curated record